AUGGAAGUUAACUUGGAUGAAGCAACCAAGGAGAUUGCAGAUGAGAAGGGAGUAGAUGAGAAAACUAAAGAAGAAGCUGAUGUAGCAAAGGGUGAUACAAGUGCUAGUGCUAAUAAAGAAAAAGGAGAAGAAAAGGUUGAUGAGGCACUGGACAUGAUUUCGGCGGGAACGGACACUGCUGCCCGAACGGUAGAAUGGGCGAUGCCCGAGCUGAUCCGCCAUCCUCAUCUAAUAAAGAAAGUCAGAGACGAAGUGGAUGCAUGUAGUAGUAUCGGAAACUCUUCGACUGCAAUCCCCAACGCCACUUAUGCUUCCUCACGCAUCUCCAGACAGUUCGAGGGUAAUGUGUGGGCCAUAGCAAGAGAUUCAAAUGCGUGGGACAAGCCGCUGGAAUUUGAUCCUGAUCGCUUUGUGGACAACCCCGUGCAUUUCGAUGGACGAGAUUUUCGAAUAACACCGUUCGGUUCAUGCAUUUGA
Messenger RNA from Cryptomeria japonica (Japanese cedar), 477 nucleotides. Its product is annotated as p-coumarate 3-hydroxylase-like. Bases 1 to 477 code for a protein of 158 amino acids. The transcript has 3 exons. Gene Ontology annotation, molecular function: monooxygenase activity; heme binding; oxidoreductase activity, acting on paired donors, with incorporation or reduction of molecular oxygen. The record is from RefSeq and is a predicted model, not a curated record. NCBI's taxonomy places the organism in Eukaryota, Viridiplantae, Streptophyta, Pinopsida, Cupressales, Cupressaceae.